Messenger RNA from Xenia sp. Carnegie-2017, 769 nucleotides. Its product is annotated as glia maturation factor beta-like. Gene Ontology annotation, cellular component: actin cortical patch. The record is from RefSeq and is a predicted model, not a curated record. The transcript has 7 exons. Gene Ontology annotation, biological process: negative regulation of Arp2/3 complex-mediated actin nucleation; actin filament debranching. Bases 236 to 598 code for a protein of 120 amino acids. Gene Ontology annotation, molecular function: actin binding; Arp2/3 complex binding. NCBI's taxonomy places the organism in Eukaryota, Metazoa, Cnidaria, Anthozoa, Malacalcyonacea, Xeniidae.
UCACGCGAGAUAGCGUGCGUGACAAACAUUGCACAAAAAUCAAAGAAUAUAUUUACUAUUUAAAUAAAUCGAUUGCAUAAAAAAUCUAAAUAGAUUUCUGGGCCGCUUAUGUUAUAAUUUUUAUUUUAUAAUCCAAAGUUUCGACAGUUUCACAAGAUUGUAUUUAUAACAUGUCGGGUGGCUUAGUUAUAUGUGAUAUUGAUGAAGACCUUUGAAGAAAAUAAAGAAAUUUAAGAUGCGCAAGGAGAAAAAUAAUGCUGCUAUAAUCAUGAAAAUCAACCAAGAGAAACUACUUAUUGAGGAAGAUGAAGAGUUAGUUGAUAUGACAAUUGAGGAGUUUCAGGAAUCUUUGCCAGCGCAUAUACCUUCAUAUUCUGUCGUUUCAUAUGUUUACAAACAUGAUGAUGGUCGUGUUUCAUAUCCAUUUUUCUUCCUUUAUGUUUCUCCUCAAGGGUGCAAGCCUGAACUUCAAGUGAUGUAUUCUGGAUCAAAAGUGAAUUUAGUCCAUCAGUGUGGGGCAACAAAGGAUUUUGAAGUAAGAAAUGUGGAUGAAAUUAGUGAGGACUGGUUGAAAGAAAAAUUGAGAUUCUUCAGAUGAGUUUAUGUGAAUGACAUCUCUUACUACUUAAUUGAAAACAGUGAAUUGAAUGUAAAUUUUCUACUAAUCAUACAUUAUGCAUUGUAUGUCUACAUAAGUAUUUUUCCACCAAUUUUAAACAUUUUCGUUAAAACACAAUUUAUGAAAAUUAAAUAUAGUGUCUUGUUGUUA